AUGGAACUUGAGUCGUAUUGCAGAACUAAACGUUCCAGAGAAAGUUAUGCAGACGGUAAUAUUGGGGAGAAUGCUCAGCACAAAUUCAAGCGAUUGUUAGGUGAGUACAUGUCAAGAGUUUUAUAAUCGUAAUUACACACCACUAUUUUAGGAGGCUAAGCACUCGAACAAAAGAAUUUAUAGGAUUAAAGAAGUAUAGGUGUGAAAUUUAAAAUGACAACAUUGUGAAAUCUCAAUCAGGAAACUUUUCAUGUUGUUGUUCAGGUCAUAGGGUUAACUUCUAUUUUGAGCAACUUAUUGUGAGCGUUGGAAGCUAAAGAGCUGCAGUGUGCAUUGGAGUGCAAGCAAUCUUAGCCAGGGGAGUGAAAUGUGGAGAUUCACCAAAUCUUUGCCGUCAAAUUUAACAAAAAUAAUGUGGAAGACUUUCAACCGAUAAUCAUUUUUUGGGAGUGUUGAUUUUCGAUCACUUGGGACUUGCUGUAAUAGUCUAGUGGCGGAUAUAAUAAGGUUAUCCACCCGAAGCAAAUUACAGUCAGAGUGCACCUUUUUCAGCCAAGCAAAGGAUAACUUUAAAAACAAACUGUCUGCAUAUUUUGAUUAUUUCUCUUUUCAGUGAAAAGACACCUCUUUGUAAAUUGAUGAUUUAAUGAAAUAUCCAUAAGUUAUUUUUGAAUGGAUGUUCUUUUUUCGUAGAAAGCACUCAGAUCAAAGAAUGUGCAAGCACUGAUGGAUCUGUGGGUGAACUAAAGAAGGCUGUUCUACAAAUGGUGAAUGAUAAUUUCAGUUUCGAGGGCAUAUUGAGAGAGGUCAGCCAUGGUUUCCUGUUCAUUUUGAAUUGGAUUGAGACAUUGUUUGCAACACAAGAGGAAAUCAAUUAGAUUUUAACUCAACCAAAUUAAAAAAAAAAAAAAUAUAUUAAUGAACAAAGGGGGUAUUUUUCUAAAGAAGGUGUGGUGCUGUAUUGGUGGUAGAGUAUAACAGGGUAAUUAAGUAUUAUCAACUGAGUUGAUAACAUAAAUUGGCCACAGUAAAGAGUUUUAAAGCUGAUGUUUUGAGUGCUAGCCCUUCAUCAAGGGCUAAUGCUUGAAACAAAAUUUUGGGAUUGUGUGUUUCCUUUUAGUUCUAUCAGUUUGCGUUAAGAGACUGGAACAAGGCAAUUAAAAGCCAAAUUUUUUUUUAUCUGGUAGGGUGCAUAUGCACAAUGUGGUCCUGAAUAAGACAUAUCCACUGGUUAAAGAUUUUAUGUGGUUGGUGUUUGUGAUAUUGAAAAGAAAGUAGCAGAUAUAAAUAUUCAAUUUUGAAAGAAAAUCAUAGGUCAAUUUAGGAGGAAAAGUGAGAGACUGAAGCUCUUGAAAAUGUAGAAUUCUGUUUUUCUUUAUUUGGUAAGUAAGUUCCACUUCAUAGGAAGGAAAUUGUGGGAAUUGAGAUGAAUGAUGAAUUAUUUAUAUUUCUAAUGGUCUCAUUGAUCUGUUAAGAUUCUGAAAAGCUUCUUUGAAAAUAACUUUUAUGGCAUUAAACAUUCCCUUUAGUCCGGUUGUAUCUUACAGAGUGAAGAUCAUGAUGAAUGUGAUCCACACCAUAAAAAUCCAAAGUUUGAAUUGUGCUCUUUUCUUAGUGGUGAGUUAAUUGUAAAUUGUGUUACUUAGACAUUAACAUAUUGAAUAAUAUGGUGAAGGAAAAAAGAAACUAUAGGUAGCCAGGAAUCUCUCAACACAGCUGAUCUUGCUGAUCUUAGAAGUACAUGCUGGAUGAUAAUCAAAUAAAUGUGAAUUUAGUAUAAUGGUGUAGUAUGGCUUUCUGGAAAUUGCUAAUCAAGAUCCUCGCAGAGCUCUGUGAGCAUCUUGAUACUUGAUUCUUGAUUCUCCUUUCUGGAAAUGGUUUAGGAUCAAGGAUCAAGUUUCUAGUCAAGACUGUCAGCUUGCUUUAUUUACAUACCAGUUUUGUAAAUUUCUCUAACUUGUCAGGCUUAAAAUAAAGAAGAACUUUAGGGGGAAGCUGAGUUGCAGUGAACUAUCUGAAGAAAUAUUUCUUUAUUUGUCAGAUGGUAGAAGAGAACCUUUAGAACUAUGGUCAAUUGAUAUAGUUUUUGUUAUUGCUUUUUUUAUACUUGUUUUUCAGUAAAAAGUUGCUUUGAUGUGCUAAAAUGUCAGGCUUCUAAGGCAGCUUGUCCUUUAGAAUUAUUGGCUGCAGAAAGGCUGAGUGGAAGACUUAUUGCUGUUUGCAGUUCCUCUGAACAACUUUUAUCAAAGGAACAACUGGUAAUUAAGAUAUAUUCAUCUGUAAGAUAGUAAUUCCAACCUUGGAAUAUCUUCUGCUAUCAUGUGAUAAAAAUUUUAUGCUUAUAAACUAAUUGUUAAAUAGGACAUAGUAGUUGAAGCUAGUAAUGGGAAGAAAGCUGAUCGCUUGUCACAAAAACCCUUAAUAUUACUACAUUAAUUGUUUUAAGUUAUAUUUUGAUAAAUUGUAUCACAAUUUCUUACCAUUUCAGGAAUCUGUAAUGGCUGUUUUGGAGUUGAUAAAGAACAUGUUGUCUGAACAGUGUUUUAACAGAGUGUACUUCACAAAACAUUUGACCACCAAGGUGUAUAACUUAACUGACUGUAUUUACUAUUUGGUAUGUGAUUUUAUUAUCCAACUGCACAAAGGAGAGCACAAAUGAUGGAUGAAUAGAGUACAAAUAUCCUGCGAUAUUGUAUAGUUUGUUUUUUUUGUGCUGUAAAAUAAAACCUGUUUGACUAGUCGGCUAUGCACGGUUUAUUACUCUAUCCACUUUGCUUUCUUGUCUUAUGAGAAAUGACCAGAAACACUUGGUAGAAAAAAAAACAGUUGGAUAAUGGAUAACUUAUUAGACAUUUUUGUCAGCUGUAGCUUGGUAAUUUUCACUUGUUUCUAUUUUUCCUCAUCCUACUGGCUGAUCAAAAUACAGCACAACUUGUAACAAAUAUUCAGUGAUACUACACACCAAAAUGUCUCAUAAGAUAUAAAACACUUCAUUUGUUACACUUUCCAAAGUAUUUUGGUUUUGAUAACUUGAUGUAGUACAAAAAUUAAACAGUAUAACCAACAGUAUAACUGUUCUGAAGCGAAAAAAAUGAUCAUUAAUGUUAAAAAUGACAGUUGUAACUGUUAUUGGAUGGAUGAACUUUAGUUUAUUAAUCAGUUUUUUUAGAUUCUAACAUUUUGCCUUCAUCAUUUUGAAAGAGGGUUUGAACUAUCAGGGUCCCAAAAAAGAGAGGACUUAUAUUUAGCUAUGUAUGAAUAUUAACUUACUUAGUUCAUUAUUGUGGUAUUAAAAUUAGUAAUUCAAACUAAGUCUGGCUUAGAAUGCUGGUAAGACUGGCUGCUUUGUUCUGAACAUGAUAAGCUAUUACUUCAUACUUAAGUUCUCACUAUUUCAGGGUCCCACUAUUCCGUUGGAAGUUGUCUGGAUGCUUCAUAAAAACUGCAUAGUUUCCUUCAACACAUAUUUAGCUUGGUAAGGAGUGAAUAUUGUUCGUGAGAAAAGCAAGUGUCUAGCGUUUAUAGCAAAGUUAGUGACAUGCGUGCAAUACAUGUAUCAGCUCAAUUUGCUUGCAAUUCUUUUACAAUCAAAAAAAAUACAUAUUAAGUAUGCAGUUACAUUAAAUUAUUUAUAGACAAUAUUUAUUGAAAGUUCAGCGAAACUUUAUGACUCAUGAGAAAUAAUGACCAAGGGUGCAUGAAUGUUACAGUAUAAUGUGAAUAUUACCCUUCAGUAAAUGUUCGUCUCCAUUAUUGUUACUAGUUGUUUGCAGUACUGUGAGACAGUCGAUGCAGUCGCUGAUGGACUUAUAGCACUCUGUUUAAACAAAAUGGACAUGGAAAAGCAAGAAAAUAUUUUAUCAGGUACACUCAACCUUUUAAAAAUAAACACUAGUCUUGAAGUUCAAAGCAUGAUUUUAAAUGGUUCAUACCUUUUAAUUAGUGUUCAGAAUGGAUGAAACCUGCUUCUUUCCCUCAACUGCCAUUUUUCUUUGCCUCACUAGAUCUUUUAGGGCGAUUGCUUACAUUUUCCUUUCCUGAAAGCAAAAUGAAUGAAGGAUGCAACAGCUCAUUUGAAAAGGUAAUAUUUAAUGAUUUUAGUCCUAGUGUCACUAUUAACAAGUCUGUUCCUAGAUGCUCUCAGUUUAGUCUGGCUGACUAUAAGUGAAUAGAAUUGGUUAUAAAUUUUGAAAUUUGUUGAAGUAGAAAACCCCAAAUAGAGUUAUUAAUAAAAUUGUUUAUGACAUAAAUUUUUUAACCUUCUCACUGCAUUUUUUGUACUGAUGUAACACUUACCUGAGAAUGACUACAGGUUUCAAGAAAUUAUACUUUCACUUAUGUUUUUAUUUCACAGGUUUCACAAGAAAUUUUGGACAUUGUUGUGGAUAAGACUGAUUAUUCAGUCUGCAAGAAAGUUGAAAACAGUUCUUUAGAACAGAAUAGCUCAGAUAGGUGCAUGUAAACAACUGUUAGUGUAAAGUCUAUAGUUACAUUGUAUAUGAUUUAUCAUGUAUUUUUGCACUCUUUUCAUACUAAUUUAUUACAGCCAUUGAUAUCUUAUUUCAUUCUCACAGCACAUCGACAUGAAAUGCACUAAAUUGUUCAAAAUAGAUCUGAAACAGUGAUGUGGUCAUUCCUUGACUUCUUUACUAGCAAAGUGUAGUGUAUUAGCCCAAGGUCCAGAAAACGAGACAAGAUUAUUGAGAAAAGAUCAAGAUGGGGGUUUUAAUAAUCUGCCAAUGAUUUCUGUUUUUCAGGUUUUGUGUCCUUGAGAUUAUUAGAAAGCUGAAUGAUGUCCCUUGCACUACAAAAAAAAAGUUUUUUGCAAGACAGCUCACUAGGUUUUUUUCAAUGCAAACAGAUGUUGGUAAGUGUUGCAAAGUAGAACAACUUUUUACCAUGUUGAGGACUGAAUAAACAAGCAAUGUAAACAAAUAAACACAAAAGGCGUACAUGAAACUAUUUUAACUAAAAUUAUGCAGAUUCCAAGUUUGUGGCAUGGCACAAGGUAUUUUAAUUGCAUGGAGUAUUUUAACUAUGAUACACAACAGUGAGACAACAUUUAGACGUGCAUGAUAAUCACUGAACACCCUAUAGGCAGAGUGAGAGUUUGCCAUUGUUAACCCCAAGUCAUUUCAGAUGACCCACAGAGAUUAGGGUGGGGGGGGGGAGGCACUAUCAAAACUGACUAUUUGUCAUGAUCUUAUGGCUAAUGUUUGGUCUUUCAUUUCAAUAUUGGCAAUUUGUUUCUUGUUCAUUGCCACCAGCCUAUCAUUGGAUAAUUCAUGAUAAAGUUAUAUUGACAUAACUUAGAAAUGGUUGUUAGGUCUUUUUGAAGGUCCUAGGAUACUCAAUUGUCUGUGGACAUAGUAACUGAAUGUGAAUGUUAGUCUUGACACCAGGAUUUUCUGAAGGAAGAAAUGAUCCUCAACAGGAGACAAACCUAGUACAUGUAUUAUAUAUUUUUUGUAAGGUGGUUAAUCUAAUAUGAUACAUUAUUGAUGGUCAUUCUCAUAGAAAAGUCAGUGCUACAUUUAGCCUUUUGUAACCAAAAGGAAUUGAAGUUCUCAUCAUUGGGUGAAGCAACGAGAAGAGUGUUUGAACAAGUAAGCCUUUAACUUUAUUUCACCUGACAACUGCACAAAUAGCCCCUUUUACUAAUUUGCAUCAUCAUGUUUUCAUAAACUUUGCAAAAAUGAAAUGAGAGUCAAAAGCCUUGAAAAUGAGGGCUAGCAAAGGUUUUGAUGAACCAAAAAGGCAAGAAAAUACUUGACUCAGAGAAACAUUGCAUCAAAAAAAGAGACUAAUAGAUGUUAGCAUUUGUUUUUUAUAGUCAUACAUUACAUAAAUGUUUGCUGUUACCAUUAGUUUCUUUUAGUCUUUGAUCCAAUGUCUGUGAUGGAGUCACUAAAGAAUACUUUCUUUAAGGAAAAGGUAUGUGAGUAACUUAACUGUUAGAAUCGAGUCAACAUUACUUAGCAAAGAUGUGUUUUUUCCAAUUAACAAAUAUUUUUCAAUGCACUCCAUAACAACAUAAAAUUAAUUUUUUCUUUGCCAUCCAUUUAAGGUUAAUGUGGAAGGAAUCCUUGCAUUUCUGUCAGUGUUUGUGGUCCUUGUGAAGGAGGCUGCAGGCAUGCUGGAAGGUGUAAUGAUGUUUGAUUCAUUUAUUCAAAUGCAAUAAUUGCUACAACGGAUCCAAUAAUUGCUACAACGUAGUGACAAACAGUGGUAUCUGUUAUUAAAAAUUGCUUUGAACUUUUCCUCAAGGUUAUGUCUGUGAUUUGGUGAAUGAUGCACUGAAUAACAGCAACAGCUCUACACUGAGCAUAGCAUUCCUGGUGAUUAGGCAGGUUACACAGCAAGGAGGUCAUGUCUCUCAGCCUUAUGUCUCUUGGUUUCAAGUGAGUGUUCAAUGUGUGUAAUGCAGCUAUUUCGUCAUAAUUAUCAUAAAUGUAGGAGGUAAGUUUCUAUAGAAACUGUGGUGCUGUAUCGGUGGGAGAGUAUAACAGGGUAAUUUGGUAUUAUCAACUGAGUUGAUAACACUAAAUUACAAAAUUAUCACAACUAUGGGAAGACAUUUAAUUGUGAAAUAUGUCUUAUGCAGUGGAGUGUAUGUUAAGCUCAUUCUUUGCAACAGUAAUCAAGCUCUAAAUCAUUAUUUCAUAAAGGUAUCCCAUGGAUUUAACAUGAUAUUUUAUUUACAAAUUCUUUUUUUUUCCAAACAAGGUUCUUUGUAUGGCACAAGUAUUAAGUUUUUUUCUUUAAUUUGUCUUGCUAAUUUUUUCUUUUCCCAUGAUUGUAGAAUACAUUUGGAGAUCAAGGAAACCCAAAAUUAAACAACAGAAAAACCGUGCAGCUAUUUGUGAAGUUCUUGUCUGACCUUGUACCAUAUGAGCCCCCAGAAUAUUUAAAGGUAAUAGUCAGGAACGUGAGUGGUAUUUAUUUUGGUGGAGCAUUUAAUGCAAACUACUGGAAAGGGAAAGGUUGGCAUUCCUACAUGUAGGUUGAGUACUCCAACUAUCAUUCUGGUCUCAGAGCUGGCUAUUUGGAGCUAACCAUUCGUAGAAGGUUUAUUAAUUAGUUUAGUAAAUUGGUUGCAAUCAUUACUGUCUUAUUUUUAAAAGUAGCAAAGAAUUACUCAGUCCUCGAGUGGCAGCCUUUGGGUUUCCUAGUUCGUUUUUUCUAAGAGGAGUUUUGAGCAGUUGUUGUAUUUUUAUGAGCGCAUUGUCCAUUUGAUUUUGGCGGUUGCACUAUUUCUGAGACAAAGAAACUCUCCAAGACUCCUUUUGAAUUAUAAUUUGUUCAUCUCGCAUAUUGAUAAUUUCAGGUUCACGUCAUCAAAGCUCCUCAAGUACCGGCCAAGCUGCGUGAACUUGUCACUGAUUAUGUGUCUUUGGCCAAGACCAGACUCAUGGACUUAAAGGUACAGAUUGUAGGCAAUGACAAUUUUGAAACAUAUUUGCAAAGAAUAUAAAGGUAAUUGAAAUGUCAGGUUCUCUGGUAUAUCUUUUCAGGUUAUUGUAAACUGGUUUCUUUUGACAGGAGCCUGUAGAACUGAUGGGAAUAUACGGGAAUAGUAAAGAAACAUCAGGAACAGAUGCGAAAAGUGAACAUACCAAGGUUAAAAUGAUGAUAACGACAAUGAUAAUAGUUAUGAUAAUAAUGACAAUCUUCUUGUGCAUUUCUAUCACUGCUUGCAGUAUGUAGGAUUUUUUUUACAAGAAUCUUAUUCAAUAGUGAGGCAACCACCCAUCUCUUAUAGCGUAGUGUUAAAGUAUGUAAAGUAUCUAUUGGAACGUGGCCAUUACUCUGCUUUUUUGACUCCGGUUGGGAGCGUUCGAAAUCUCUUCAACUUCCGCGUGAGCCUGAGUCACUGACUAACGACAUCGUUUUAACUAAAGCCGUUGUUUAGUCGACUCUACCUGAGUCACGUGACGAGACCAACAUCUAUAGUGGCUGCAAAGUAAACUACAUAAAAAGGCCGCAAAAAAGGGAAAUAAAACUUAAGUGCAGAGCUGUUGGGAUUAUUAACCAGUUUGGGAGAGUGGAAGAUUUUAAUUGUAAUGACUUUACAGAGGGUAAGGUAGUUUUUAAAAGAUUAAAACAUCAUACGUCUUUCUACAGCAACUUGAACAAGCCUCCUCAGAUGUUGAAAAAGUUAUCGAAUCAUUUGAGAAGUCUGGGAAAGUCCCGAGCACUGUUAUGGAGGCAAGGUAACGUUUUGAUUCUGUCUGAAAAAGCUUCUCAACAUCGUUUGUGACCUUUGUUUACGGCUCGUGAAACUCGUUACAAUUUAAAGGAGACUGCAAAAUAUUCGCUCUGACGAAGGGCUAACGCUCGAAACGUCAACUUGGAAACUCUUAAAUGUGGCCAGUUUACGUUAUCAACUCGGUUGAUGAUACCAAAUUACCCUGUUAAACUCUCCCACCGACGCAGCGUCACAGUUUCUUUAGAAACUUGCCUCCUUCAUGCAAAAUAGUAGUUUCGGUUGAUGGAAAAUCGCAAAAGAGGCAUUAGCCAAGAUGGCCAAGGACGAAGAACGAAUUGCAAAUGACGAUCUUGAAAAACUCAUAUCAAAUUUUUUUAGGAGUGCAAACCAGGAAAGUCCAAAAAAAUUAAAUUUAAGAGAGCAUUCUCAAGGAGGUAAUGCAUGUGCGUACUGCAUUAAAUCACAAACUAUGGUAACUCCCGAACUAUCAGGAGAAAUCGUUUUUGUCUACUCAGCAUUUUUAGGAAACCUUAUUUCAUUGGAAGAUUUUUGCCGGCAUUGCUAACUCCAAGAAAGGUUUGUAAAGCAUAAAUAUUUAUUUGCAAAUGGUAAGAGAAAAUAGAGAGACAAACGUGACUAGGUCAUGCAGCUUCAAAGCAUUAGAGCUGCUUACUUGAUGUCUGAAAUUCAAAUGAAAGCCAUCGUCUAGUUGUUAGUCCCUAUUAGUUUCUAACAUUGUGCUCAAAGCAGCAUUUUCUCAGGCAUUAAACGUGCCAUCAGUAGGCGAUUGUACAACUUUUGCGAUUUAGUUAUCGUUUGAACCAGGAAUGACAGCCGAGCAUGAAUUGUAAUUGUUUGGGCUUGGUCAGUCCUGAUAGGGACUGUUAUCGUUGACAGCGAUAGUUGUCUCGACAAGCUGAGUGGAAGUCAUCAGCAGAAUUAAUUUUUUUCUUACUCGUGACAAAAGCUUUGCAAAACUUUCCAGAUAGUACUCGCUUUUCAAGCAAAUCAGUGUGGCCAUUAUAAACUGUAAAAAACAACCACGACCCGGACAAGUCUCUGGAUGUUAUACUAGCGACAAGACGUAGGGCGUUUCGUUUAACUCGGAUAGCAUCCCUAUUCUAUGGACGAAAGGUUUAUUGUGCAGAUUAGCAACAGCUAACCUUUUUUAUUUUUUGAUAACUCUUAGGUUCCCGAGGAGCCUGAUGGAAGAGCUCAAUUCAUCGAAGUAUUAAGCACGUAAGCAUUCCUCUUAACACCCCAAAAGCAGAAAUGUUUCUUUUCUUCUUUUUUUCUGUUCUCGCAGUUGUUGUUAUUGAGAUCGUUUGUUUCAUUUCAGUAAUCUUUAGGCAGAUGCCUACAGCUAUGAGUGUACAAACAUGUAGUAAUUACUUGCGCUUUUUUUCUAAUUAGAGCCGGUAAAAUUCCAAAGAGUAUGCUGAGUGCAUAUCAGUCGGCCUGUGAGAAGAUCACCAUUGAACAGAUUGAAGGUUUGAGGCUCAUUAAUACAUUAUUCUGCUUACAACAAGUGUUCUCUGAGGGGGGGAGGGGGUGGUUGAGCCGUUAAUUUGUAAGCAAAAGUGCUGUUAAUUGUCUCGAAAGUCUCACACUUGUCUUCAAACAGUUUCAGCGAUUCAGUAGAAUAACCUCACGAUUUCUGUAUCUUCGCCAUUACGAUAUUAUCAUCUCCAUAAAAAUCCAUGGUAAUCUGUGUAAUGGAUAGAGAAAUGGUGGGAUAAUUUUUUUAAAGGCAGAACCAAUGUUUGUUUCCCUUGAAUCGAGGUGUCGCCUGAAAAGGGAUGGGCCGGAAGUGAGCUGGGUAUCACUGUUCUUUUACCUCUUUGUUGUUCAGAUAUAAUAAUUUUCAGGCAAUGAUUAGGGUGGGAAUUAUAGUUCCAGGUCGAAAUGUUUCAACUAUGUCAUUCUCCGUGAGAUCGUUCUGGACUUAUUCAUCCUUACUCUAUAUGUUUACUCUGCUAAGGCCAGUUGUCCUGUAAGCCCAAACAUGCUUACCGAUAAAGCAUCUAAGAAGUGAGACAGAGUCUCAGAGAGUGAAAUAAAGUUCCCGAACAGACCCCUGGUUCCUUCCGUUUGCACGCGUGGUGUUCAAGCUAGUCAAUCCCUAGUCUCCAAAAUCUUUUUUUACUUAGUAUCAGUUUUCCCUUUGGUUUGUCUCGUAAGCAGUUGUUUUUGUUCUUUUUAAUUUUCCUUUGCAUCGCUCGCAACUCUUUCGAGUCAAUUUUAACAAGGCCAUGUGAGUGGCCAACACCCAAUAAAUUUUGCAACCUCUUGGUGAUUUUUGUACUUUUCUGAUUUUAUUUGUGUGUGUAUGUUUUUUUUAGUGAGUUCUUCAGAAGACGAAGGGACUUUGAGUGGCAUGGAAAAACUUGUAAAAUCUGCAGAGAAAUUUACCAAGCUCGUCACUGAGUCAUUGAAAGGAACCGAUGUUUCCAGACACUCAGGUGAUUCCACUGUACCAUAAUGUACACGUUUAUAUCGCGAUUUUGUGGGAGCUAUAUUUAUCAAAACUUACAUAUCAUACGAUGAGGUUCAUGUUUUGAAGUAUUCACCUUUAAAGGUUUCUUUUUCUUGACUUUUGAAAGCUAUUUUAUUCAAUCCAGUGGUCUUAUGGCACUAUUCGCACUUUGUUUGUUUUUGCAGGGAGAAUAUCAUCUCAGUUGUCAAUUAUCUCUGGAACUAUACACUCAAUGAUAAAGAUGAACAAAGAAACUCAGUCACCCGAUCAGUUUGUAAAGCUAGAUGUCAGCGAAAUAGAAGCAACUUACACUGACCCGGUUGGUAAAUUGUUAUUACAAUACAAUGAUGUUAUCAAUAAUGUAAACGCUUAUUUAACCCUGUAACUACCAUGAGUGACCAAGACAGAAUUUCUCUUUACAAUAUCAAGUAUAUAAGUACUUUCAAUAAAGAAAGAUAUAAAUUAGGGGAUUAUUUGUAUCUACCUAAUACCAAAUUCUCUAAACUAACAUUGUAAGGAUUGUAUGCCGGACAAAAAGGAGAACAGAACUACCUAUGAAAUCUUUGGAAAGAAAGGAUUAAGCAUGUGAAAUAAGUGAUUCAGUCAGCGUGCAUGAAAAACAUAAUUUCCACCAGUGCAUGGGUCAAAGAGUUGUUUUUUUUAUGUCUAUGUUUUGCUUUAAAGGUUGUUAAUACUUUGCUGGAUGCAUUUUGUCAAACAUGCGAUGCUGUAAACAGUCACGCAUCGGAAUCGUUGGAUCUUUUAAAGAGGUAAACCUCAGAAUGCCCUUUGAAACUGGGCGAGCGAAGCUCUGUAUCACAGAACUUUUCGAUUGAGUGUUUACACCUAUCCGUGAUAGCAUUUAUUUUUCUUCCCCGUGCUCUGUGAUUGGUCCAGACUCGCGCCGACUUCUCGGUCAAUCUGAUGCAACACCUUAAUAAUCCGUUUUUUUUUCCCGUGCUCGAGGUGUUUUCUUUAAGCUUUCAUUAUUGUUUGUCUGUUUUGUUUUGUUUUGUUUUUUUUUUUUUUAUAAUCGUGUCAUUUGUUGGUGUUGGCUGUGGUAAUUACUGUGAUGUUUGUUCCAUAACGUUCAUUUGAAAAGCACAAUAUACGGAUUACUUCUUAUCCCUGUGACUCUAAUUCAAAACCUUCCCCGUUUCCCCAUUUCGGUGAACAUAAAUCACUCGCUCGCAGAUUCAAGCGUAGAUUUAAGAGAAUUAAUUGAGGACUGUGAGCCAUAUAGUGAGACCGGUGUGUGAUAUAAUGCUACUCUAAUAACACGCGAUACUCUUUUGUGAUUUGAUGUUCUCGUCGUACCCUUGAAAGUAAAUGACACGUUGUCUCUUUUGUAUAAACAGGUAUUAUUGGGCUUCUCAAUUUGUCGCAAUGUUUUCAUCAAUAACACCGCUUCACAAAAACUUAUAUUGUCAGUUAUGGAGGAAAUGUUGCUACGAGGUUGGUCAAUAUAUACUGCUGGUUAUUACACUGUAAAUAAUUCUGUAAAUCCCCAAUCAUGAAGAGUAGCUAAGCGGUGGCACUUUUGAAGGUUUGACUUCUGUUCGGAAUUUCCUGUUUAUGUUUAAGGUAUGAUACAGAAAAAAAUCUUUCAUUUAAACAGAAAGUGUUGACCAUCAAAAUUAAACAAAACUGCAACGAAAUUUAAUUCUUGUUUCUUUUUUUGCAUUAGAACUAAGACAUCCAAGUAGCAUAUGGCAGUGAACGACGCAAAUGUUACCUAGAUUUAAAUAUUGGCGACUUUACUUAUUUGAAAUUACUUAGUCUUUGCUUCACUUCUCUCUGUGAUUGGUCUAUUCUCUACCAAUCAAAUGCAUAAUAGAACUGAUCGCGUCUUGGUCACCCGCGUUUCCCGCGCUUCACACUUUUGCCUUGUUUUUGCUUUGACUUCCCUUGACUUUCGCGGAAAUUUCUCUUUUUCUUUUCUUUGAUCGUCAGUUUUGAAUAAGUUGGUUUUAGUUUUACGUCAUUCAUUCGAUAUGCGCUCCAAUAACUUUAUUGUCUUCCUGGACAUGUAUGACCUUCUUUGAUAAAAACGUUAUUUCCGUGAUUUGCAUGAUGUUCUAUCUCAGGGUUCGUCAGUAACGAAUGAAGAAACGCGUGGUUUGGCUGUGUUUCUGUGUUAUUUGUGUGCAAAUCAAAAGACUCUACUUCCAGUUCUUCUCCAAGGAGUUACACAUCGUUCAGGAAGGAACGCCUCCGAGAUCACAACGGUAAGAAAAUGUAUAUCGCUCUUUCUGCUACAGCCUUAAAACUCUUUGUUAUUAGUAUUGGCUACUUUAUUACGGAAAAUCUCUUUCUUACUUGAAAUACGUUGUGUGCAGUUUUGUAUCAAAACUGUUACUGAUUCCUUUCCAUUUCCACUGUGUAAAAAAUAGUAGAAUCGAACAUCCGUUUAAAAGGCACCCUAGGGGUUGGAAGGAAAAUAAAAGUGACUAAUAAAUAAAAUUUGGAAUGGCAUUUUGUGUUUUAUACGUAGAGGUGCCCCCAAAUUUGAGGUGUAGCAAGUAUGAAGUUUCGUUAUUUUUAACUUUUUUUAUGAGUGACGUAAAUUUGAUUCGUUUUUGUUGUAAAAUUGCAAAAAAAGGCCUUCCAUAAAAAACCAUCCUUUCAUCUUUUUUCUUUUGUUCUUUAGAUUUGUUCCUUUCUCAAUUCGCUUUGUGAGCAUAUUCCUAUCUGUUCAAGGCGCUGGAUGUACUUUUAUCUGAGGUACAGGGAAUAUAAGCUUCUUGCUUUGGUUUAAACAUGUUAUACCAAGUAACAAACUGUCUAUGGUACAGUCUAAUCGGAGGGUAUCCCCGAAAAGGGAAAUCUGUCUGUGGAAAUCACUAUUAGGGUUCGAAGCAUGGAGCUGCGUUGCUACCGGCUCGUGAACGCUUUAAAAGCGGUGAGAGGCUAAGCUGCAAGUGGGAAAAACCGUCCCAAACCUCUCGCGGUUUUACCACUCGUUUCCACGGCUCUGACGCUUGGCGCUUCAAGGCACUUAAGAAAUCUCAGUUUUAAAUCUCAAAUCGGGAGAAACACGAUUUUUAUCAUGAACUACUCUUUUUGAAGACGGAUGGCAAAACAAAAACGUACCAUCUCAAAAAUUAUGUUGUAUUUUAUUGAAUAGGUUUUCAUGCUCUUAUGUGCAGCAUGCCUUAAAAGUGUUCGCCUCGAAUACGGCAGAAAUAGACGCCAACACUGGAGGUAGGUUGUUCAUUCUCUGAUUGAGAUUACAAGGGAUUUCCUCGCAAUCGUUUUGGAAAGAGCAGCAGUUGUCUAAGUUGUUUUUGGUGCGAAUGUAAGUUUUUUAAAAAAUUGGGCAAUAGAGAACAAAAGAGAGAAACAAUAUAGCAUGCGGACGAGGAUGUUUAACGAUCCGAAAAAUUCACGAAAUUUAGGCUAAAUGUUUUCAAGAUGCACGAAUCACCUUUUAUUUCCAGGAAUUGUUAAUUCAGGGAAGGGGCAACUUUGUACGAAGGUUUCGAGUCAGGAAAGGUUCCCUUUAAUCCUUUUGCUCCUUCGAUCUAGAUAUAAAUUUGCAGUACUUCUGAGUGUGAAAGGACUGAUUCCCCAUCUCCUCUCCCCCUAAAAAAUUAGAGAUAAAACUAACAAACUUGAUAACAUUUUGUUAAAUUGAGCGACGCUGUCAACUUUGUUUUAAGUAUUUUCCUAAAAUUUUCAUUCUUACUUCAUUUUCAUAGUUAGGAGGCUCAUUUUCUGUUCUCAGCGAUAGCUUUCUCUUCAUUAAUCACUCACUGUUUUAUUGUAGAAUCUACUGGCUAUCUGUCUUCAGUCAUGCUGCAAAAGGUAAUACAGUUGUUACUCAAGUUAUUGAAAACUUAGACCCUUCCGUUUUCAAUUGAGGGUCGAAAGUGAACUGAGAUUUAUUGGUUUUGCCUUCCUUUUGCAAGUAAUUGGUUUAGAAAUUAACCUAUCAGACUGCGACCUGGUCAGCCUUCUUUUCCCACGCUUAAGGCAGCAGUGUAUAUGUCUGUAAAUUGACUUUCCCGUAAUACCUGUUCUAAUGAAAACGAAUUAUAUCGUGCUUGUUACUAGUUGUGAUUACUCUGGUUUUUGUGUCACAACUCUCGAUUGAAGAGCUUCUUAUUACCUUUCUUACUGUUUUUACGUUGCUUCUGGAAUUAUUAAGAUUUGCGAGGAAACCUCCCCCGAUUUUGCAAGGUUAUAGAACCCAAUGAAGACCUUGACGUCGAAAAUUGUUAACUGAUGUUAAAAAGUUACCAUUAAUUAAGUCUCACAAAAUGUUUGGAGAAUUGUGCCUCUUUUGGUAACCUUAGAUCUUCUGUUUGUACCAGAUGUUCUACCUUUUUCAUCGCUUGAAUGUACACGGACAAAGGCUUUUCUUUAAACCAGCACUUGAUUCAGGUGAGCUGACUUUACAACUGUGAAAUGCAAAACUCACUUAUUGCCUUAAACAAAGAACAGUACUUUGUAAAAGCAAAAUAACUAAAAUUGCCGUAAUUAUUAACGGUUACUGUAACAAACUUAAUUUUCUCAGCCAUUUAGAGAAUGAAUAGUCUACCUGCCCGUAGGUAGCUGUUUUGUGAGUGAGUUUGCAGCGUUUUUAUUUUUAAGAAAUUUUCUUCAUUUGAUCAUGGUACUUUUUUUUCAUUCAGACCUUUUAUCUAUUGUGAAGAAUUUGACCUCUCUACAAAAGUUUCAGGAACUGCGGGAGAAAGGAGGAGAGGUAUCCAUGCGCAUGUAGCAAAAUAAACAUGUCUUACACACUUCCUCAUCGUGUAAAUGGAAAAUUAUUAUAAACAGCAAACAAACCAAACGAAAACAAAACUUCUCAAUUUUGGACACAUUCAAAUUGUAUUGUCUCUAUCGAAAGGUCCAAUUGAGUGCUGAACCCUUAUAACGAUCAUUUGGAAAUGUGAUGCAUCCUGGGAAGGACUGACAUAUCGUCUGUAGGUUGUUCAUACAGCUUACGAGCCACUUCGUGUAAAAAGCAUUUGACCAGUGGUUACUUACGGGGGGGGGGGGUUACCUGCAUUUGAUUAGCAUGCCAACCAGGGGGAGGAGUAACACUCUCAGUUGCUUCAUGCUACAGAGAGUGGAGCCUCCAGUAGUAAUGGUCACUGACUGGUAAUACUUGACGUAUGUGAAUUGAAAAGUAAUUCGAUCUUUAUUGGCGUGUCUGGAACGUUUCAGGAUUUGGCAACCUAAUUUUAGUGAGCUGUAUAUUGCGAUGUUCUUUUUCCCCUCAGUUGUGUUUUUAUGAGUGGUGUAUAUUGGAACUCAGUAUCUCUGCCAGAGAUGAUUUUCUUCCUGAAAGUGACAGGUAAUCUGAAUUAAGAGUGAAAUUUGAUGUAAUCCUUGUAUGACAGCUACUAUGAGAGUAUAAACAUAGAUAUAUUCUUUUGAUGCUACUCACUUGUAUAAGUAGGUAGUGAGGUUUUGCAAAACUAGUUGUUGCUUUUCUUGUUGCAUUCACUAAUAAUCCAUUACUAUUAUCAUACUCUUUUCCUUUUACUAAUCUUGCGCAUGAAGUGAAAAAGAAAGCGAACAAAUAUGCGAUCCUUCAAAUGCCGCUGUGAUUUUAAAAUUGUCCUUGUUCACGCACAAAUACAAAGAUGAUCUUAUCUUGAUAUGAUUUUUUUACUUCUGAAAACGAUGUUUCUGUUCAACUUUCCUUCAUUAACACAUUAUGUCUUGUCUAUUUUGAUUCAGUGAGCUGUAUCGAGAGAGGAAUGACCUCAAGGACGUACAAGUCAAUUCUUUUCAACCUUUUUUUUUCUCGAACUCAGCUGAAACUAGGGCACCAAACUCGCUUAUCGAUCGUGCUAUCUUUUAGUGAUAUACCUUAAAUUUUAAGUUUAACUUAAGGUGAUUGCCCUUCUGUUUGGCUCUCUUUCUCAUAUUUGAUAGGCGCAUUUACCAUCAGUACAGAGUACUGGACCACUUUCUACCCCAGGGAUCCCCACAGGGUGGCUGUGACGGCUCUGCAAGGAAAGCGUGUUCCGUUAUUUUUCAUGCUCUUCUCGACUUUGAACACAGGUGAUUCACAGAUUUUAAUUUAAUUUAGAAGUCUGGGAAAAACCAGUAGAGAAGUCUUAUCUGUCCUUCAGUAGUGAAUUAAAGAGUUAACACAGAAAGCAGAAGGGUCGUAUAUGACCUUAUUUCCAAUUGAAUUCACUCGAAAAGUGCAGCGCAGCUCCAUCUCGUUGAUUUAGGUGACCCCUGAGACAUGCAAUUGUUACUCGUGCACUCUAUUACUUAUUUUAUCAUUCUUACAGUUUUACACCGGAUGGUGCUGGAAUGAUAAUGGUGACAUCUCUUUUAACUUAUUAGGUUUACACAACAACCAAAUGAUGUGGAGGUUAGUCGAAAAGACAUGAUUCAUUUAUUACAGGUAAUGUAACAUUACUUUUCUCUGCUAAAUCAUACUCUGGCAAGCUUUAAUAUUCUAGGCGGGACCCAAUAUCUGUUUUAAUCUAUAUGCGUCCUGUGCUGCAGCCUAAUUCUCCACACGCUCAACUCUGCAAAGAAUGGGUUGGAUUUGAUUUCUGACCGGCGAAAUUAUUUUUUGCUGUAUAUUCUUGGGUAGGGAUCCCAGGUAGUCCAAGUUUAUUUUAUGAGUACAUCAUCGGUCAAACAAAUACUGUUAUUACGCAGCGGUAGAAAUGAAAUGGUUUAUGUGGUGAAAACGGUUGAAUUUAGAAGCAAAAAUACGAUCGGAAUCUUUGCUUACUGUAAAAAGAUCGCUGACUCUCCUUCAUUCGAUUGUUUCUUAUUCUCCGGUGUCAUUCUCAAGUUAAUUUAUAGUGAUUUAGUCGGUUGUGAGUUCUUCUUUAACUCCCAAGAUCUAAUUGUUAAUUCUCUCCACUAACUACCACAUAUUUCCUUGUAACUUAGUUAUAUGAAUUUGGUCUUAGAAACAAGAUAGCAACUUCUAACUGUUAAUUUUGAGUUUUCUCAUUGCCUGUUUGCUGCUGAGUAAUGUAUGGAUAUUUUAGGGAGAAGUUACAUGUUAAUCACUUCUGGGAGUUAAAGGCUCCAUAUGAGUGCUAUCUGGAAGAUUUCCCUCCUCGCACUGGAGAAUUUUCCUUACGUGAAAUAUUAAUUUCACUCGCCGUAUCGGACACCGGUCAUUUAAUGUAAAAAGCAAAGCGAGGAUGUAGAAAUAUAAGGAUUUACACGCUACGUGUGAUUAAGACAAAUUUAUCAUGUUCGUUCCCUGUAGGAACUCGUCCCAAUGCUCUCCCAGCACUCAAAUGACAACACUUCAGCUCCGUCGGGGAAGAAUUGGCGUGGAUCUUGGCUGCUCGAACAGUUCAACUCCAGACUGGAAAAGGUAAAUAUGUAUAAGGUUUCACAUCACAACCAAGACCUUGAAAGCUGCUCUUAAAACCUCCACACGGUGCAUGAAAACAUUUUUUAGCUCUUUUCACAGAGUUUUGAAAUCGAAGGAGAUAACAUUAGUUUUGCUUUUAUCAGCUGAGUUGAUAAUGUGAAUGGUCCACCAUAAAGAGAAUUGUUCUUUUGAAACUUACACCCUUUAUUUAAAUGUUAGUUUACUUGAAACUUUCGUUGUAGCCUCUGCUUUCACCCAAAUAUUCGUUCUUUUCAGUCCUUGUUAAUCUAAGUUUAUCUUUUCGUAUUUCGUUUGUUUUUCUUUUUAAUCUUUCUUGGCAAACUGUUUCUGCAAUAAAUUUUGAACACCUUUUUUCAUUCGACGACGACCUCUCUGAAAAAUUGCGUCUCUCUUAACCUGUUUAGAUGUUGUAUUGACGGCAUAGGGUUGAAAUCUUUGCUGGUUCUUUGUUUGGUGUGAUUUUCCAAGAUUACGAAAAGACCUUUGGGUUAACAAAGAGGGGUAAUAUGUGUUAUUUCUCUGACAGAUUCAAUCAAGUGCUAAGAACCAGAAUGGAGGAGCGCAAAAUAAUGAGCUUCUGAAUAGUUCUGUUGUGGUGUCAUGUGUGAAGUAAGAACCGCACAACUUUAUUGUACUAAGACAUUUACUGGGUCUGAGAAAUUUUUGAAAGGAAUGCCAAAUUUAAAAUAAUCUACGAUUGCUUUCGUUUUGCUUCAUCGCGCUUGGCCCAGAAAACGUGCGCUUCCUUUUAAACCAGUCAGGUCACAAAAAUAAAACCAAUAACGUUUAGGUCUCAAUUUCAGUUUCUUGGAGUGUCUUACCUUGUUUUGUUCGACCAUUGUUAUAACAUAUAUCCAAGUUUUGAGACAUCCAAUCCAAAUGCAGUCUAUGGCAUAACAUUAAAUGACCUCUUCUUCGUUUGUUUGAUUUCAGUCUUGCCAUGCAUCUUCCUCCGUUUCUUCUGUUCGCUGAUCAGAUGGAUUCCAGUCUUGACACUCAAUCAAUUACGCACGUGAUAAACUUCAUCAACGCGUAUCUAGUAAGUGUUAGCUUGCAGUGAUGGCAUACUACUGAUAAAUGAGCGGUCGUCUUUCCCUAGUUAAACGCCUGCUCUGUUAGAAAAUAGAUUCAAGUGAAACUUGCUUUAUAUUUGCUAUGGACUAACGGAUUUUCUCACUUUUUUCUUCCCCCACUUUCUUAGAGACCUUACAUAAGUGACAAUUGCUGUCUUCCCUUUGAUGUUACACUCUUCAUUUUCAAGGUACCUGUGUCAGCCUGUUUUCCUUUAUGAAUCGAUUUGUAGAUGAUGUAUGUAAGAGCUCGUAAAAGUGUUCUCCCCCAAAAAAAAAAAAGCAAAGAAACAACAGCAGCAAAGAAAAAAUUUAAAUUUCCUUGUAAUCGUAAAAACGCGAAGCAGUGUCGAGUGAUAUAUUAAUUUGCCUUUUUUUGUCCAAGGCUUGGCUUACUUUCACUAGAAGACCAUUCCACGAAUCACGGUAUGAUAAACACUGUUGAUUUUGUUUUAUUUUAUUCCGAAGUACAGUACUGUAGACAUCACUUACUAAGUACAAUCUUAAAGACUCGUUGACUUUUUGAUCAAGAGAGCGGGGAGUGAGGGUGGACUUCUAAUCGAAAGUUCCGUCGAUGCCGCAGGAAAGUUGUGUUGUGUUCUAUGGAGACACACUUUACUCUCUCUGCGCCCCUCUCCGCCCACGAGUAAAAUAGGUACCUGUCAACUUUAAGAGGAACCUGGAAAGAAAACUGGGCAGUAACCGGUUAUGGACUAGACUCUUAUGUAGAAGAGGUGAAAAAACUCUUAGUUUGCUAAUGCCAUCGAAAUCGGGAUAAGGCCCAACAGAGUGAAUUAUCAGUAUGUGUACAGCAUUUUCUUUGCCUUAACUUUUUUCUACAGAAACCCUCAGCUUCUGUCGAAGUUUAUGACGGCUUGUCCCUUGUUCUUUGCUUCUGCUCUGGUGAGUUUCUACAGAACACUGUUUGUAAAAUUCCAAGUUCGGCUUUGUCGAGAGAAGCAAAUUAAGAACAAAACAACCAGGAAAACUCAGUAUUUACCCGCAUUGCGUUCGACCGAUUACGGAAAGCUUAAUCUCCGUUGUCCCAACCUCACGUCAACUGAAUUUAACAUCCAUGAUAUAUCCAUUUUUUUCCCUCAUUAUCUUUUAAAGUUGCAGGUUUGCUUUGAUUUCUAAUUAUAGUAGAUUCUCCUUAGUGAGAAAAUAGAAUAAACUCGCUCAAUCGAUCAAAUUGGCCUGACUUGUUCAUUAGUGCGAAAAAUUGCAUCGUCUCGUGAUAAAGUCGUUGCGAUUGUAUUCUCUGCUUUUAAAUCGGCUCGGCUAAAUCUGUAUUUUUUUUUCUUGUAAGUAUUACUGGAAACAGCUCAGACCUUUGGCCAUAACCCAAGUUGAUGUUACUACAUAUGGGUCACUAAACCAGGCUGAGUUACUCUUAAACUGGAAAAACAGGUUUGUUCAUAGUAUCUAGGGUUUAUUUGAGUGCACCCUUACUAACAAUGUAAAAGUAUUACGAUGUUUAAAUUCAGUGCCCUUAGGGAAUGUGUUAGAUACUGAACUCAAGCAUAAGCAAAAUUACUUUGCCAGGCGAAUAAAACAUAUAAUUCUCAGGCUGAUGAAAAAAGAGAGAUGUUAACCAUUUAUAACGAGUGUGGGGCUGAGAAAAACAGGUUUGACGCCACACUGCCCUCCUUCCCUCAGGGAAUUUGAACUUCAGACUAUUUGAUUCCUCGGGUGAUGCUGUAUCAAUCACCUUCAAAGAACUUGUUGGCCAUAUUCUAAGCUCAUAUGUGACACGCGAUCUGUAUGCUGUUACAUCAAUCGUCGAUUACUGCAUAAGCACUGAAAUGUUUUCAAUCAAGACCAGUCCAUCAAAACAGAGAUUCCCGUGUUACAAAGUUGGUUUUUGUGCUUAUGUUCAGUUUCCAUUAUUCUUGCGCAGAGUUGAAACCUCCCAACCUGUUUCCUUGGAAGAUCUGGAUCAUGUGGACGUGAAUUUGGUGGCAUCGUUUAUCGCUGUUAAUCUUUAUACUCUGAACAGGUUGCUCAAUCUUGUCUAACGUUUGAACCAAUAUGCUCGGCAGCUUGUAAACGGCUUUUUCAGACUGUUUCUGUAUCUUUUGUUUUAGUCAAGUGAUGAAGAUAUUCCUUCAAGAAAGUAAACGUCCUACAGAGUUUAUGCGGAAGGUGAGCGCUUUAAAUGGUUAAUUUCACAAUUUCAAGAACAUUCUAACGAUAUGCUUUAAAUUCAUCCAAACAAUGUUCUUAUUGACAUUUUUCAAAGUGACACACAUUUACCGAAUAACGUUUAUUUUACUUUCACGAAAUUUUGUAGGUCGCUGUGUGUUUAUUUGACUGCAUCAUGACAGAAUUUUCACGGAUGAUUCUUCAUGGCGAUGAGGUUCGUAGUUAACUGAUAGAUUCUUUUUUUCUUUUUGUCAUAACACCCCGUUUUUUUUUCUAGAAUUUUAAAUAGGAAAUUUAUGCAUCAUAUUUAGAUCUUAGACAUUAAGGUCUGUGUUCGGAGACUAUCCCUGAUGACAUUGAUACAGUUUCCUACAAAGGUUAUUUAAAGGAUCAACGUCUUAAAACUUUCGAUAUAGUUGGAAGACGCCUGAGAUUAAAAGAAAGUGUUCCAGAGCAAAUAUUGAUGCGAUGGUUAAUGAAUCGCAUUUCUUAGAGCCAAUCAGAUAAUUAAGAUCAUCAUUGAUUUCAAAAUGGACGUAAUAAAGUACGACAGCGACUCAGAAGAAAUAAACACGCUUACUGGGAAUAUCUGGUAUAGAAAACAUGCAUAGCGUGGUGGGGCAGUCAGUUGAAGUUAUUUUCUUACAUGUAUUGUAAAUGUAAAUUUAAUGAUAUGCAUGUUAUUUUUAUGGCCUAAUUUUAACAGAUUUGUAAGAACGAAGCUCUGAGGGACUCUGCUUGGGUAAGUUUCCAUCAUGUAGAAGUGUUAAAAAAACCAAAUUACGCUCAGUUAUAGUAAAUAGCAAUUUGUCAGCUGGAUCAUGGCUUAUGUGCCCCUCGUACAACUAAGGCUAGAAUCAAGGACUACCGGAAAAAAUCCUGAAAGCUUGGGGCUCAAUUUUUUGUGGGAAACUCAGAAUUCUCUCUUUCAUCUUUCCUUAAUGUCUAAAUUCUAUGCACAAUUUCUUCUAGUUUUUAAAACAGCGAAUUUUAUUUUAUUGUAGAAACUAUUCACUUCUUUCCCAAAGACGCUAUUCGUGUUCAGAAUCGGUAAGUCGGAAUUACCAAUUUAGAGACAAAAGUGAGGUUAAUGAGCUUAAAUACUUAAUAAUUAAAUACCGAACCGACCGCUCUAAGAAUUCAGAAUUUUUGCUGGAUUUUAACCUGUGACUUCACCAUUCGGUGCGAUGUUAUAACCCUUUCACUCCUAAGAUCAAAUUCUCCACACUAUUUGCUAUAGUUGUCCUGUAAUUUUGAUCUGAGAAUUUGGUGAUAAAUCAAACAACAUCCUUUAGUUAACAUUUUUCUUACCUCUUCUUACCUUCUUGCUAGAUAUGUGUUGAUUAUGUCAGGAGAAAUGCAGGUUUCGUUCACUUUUAGGGAUGAAAGGAUUAGAAACUAAACUGAAGUUAUUAGCAACGGAAGAAGGGCAUUACAGACUCGUAUGUUGCUGUGUGAAGGAGAUAAAAAGAAAUUAUGACUGCGAAAGGGUUUAUGUACACUGUAGAAAUUGAAUGGAAUGAUCAAAAAUUGAUCCCAGCAGUGCGUUUAAAGAUUUCUCUUCGCAGUUGCCUAAAUUGCGAAUCAUCACUUCGAGAAAGGUUCAUGAUUAACCCCAGUUGUGAACAAUUAGGGAUUAUUAUCCAAAAUACGCUUUCUUACAUAACGGUAUCCUUUUUGUUUCUUUUAUCGUAGAUGAAAGUGGCGAAUUCAGAGAAGUACUCCUUUCUCUAAGGUAUGCAACCCAUUGUCUUAAAGAGAUCGUGAACCUUUUUUAUGAAUUGGCUUACCAUUUAUAUCUCUUAAUGUUUGUACAGAUCGCUGGUUCUCAACGAGCAGCUGAUUAGGCUUUACCCUGCUGUAUUUUUCAGGUCUGUGCUAUGUUGUUUAACGUAAUAACAGACUUUAUAUGAACUGGAAUUAUAGAAAGAGUGAGAAGAGUCCAAAUCGGUGUGGAAUCAUAUAAUAUCGAAAUGAAAAUUGUCAAUCGCGACAGUGCAUGAUUGCCGGCAUGAUCGGGCAAAAUGAAUGAAAUUGUUAAGUCCGUAGACUGUGGUUGCUUGUGGGGUGACAAAGUCCUUCUCCUUCUCCUUCUCAAUACAUUGGUAAUCUUUUUAAUUGCAUAGUUUUUGGAGACCUCUUAUGCUUCAUUUUGUGGCUUUAUUUUACAGUUUUUUUGCAAACUUUCCCAAUGAGGCAUUACAGGAGGUAUUGUGCACGUAUUGUUCUGUUGUAUACUUCUAUCGUUUCAAUGUUAUCUAAUGAGUGUGCGCCGCAGCAUUCCCAAACUCCUUUUUACACGUCUAACAGUGGAAAUUCCUCAAGCCUGCCAUUUUCGUUUUUUCACUGAAGAGAAGCCUGGACGAAAUUGGCUUUUUCCCCCGCUAAUCAGUGAAGCUCUGUUGCUCACUUUACUUUCAUUACUGAUUCUUUUACCUGGUUACCGUAAAUUACUUAAUGUAAGUUAUGCAUGCUAUUCCUGUGAAUUAAGUUCCUCUAUCGAACAACAUCACCCAGCGGAAAAUUUCCUUAUUUACGAUUUGAUUGCUUGACAAUGCGUUGUAAUUUUGAGGUAAAUCUGUAUACUUUGUACUUAUUACUCCUGGGAGUGAAAUGGAAUGGGUUAACCAGAGUUGUAGGAAUUGUUGUCAACGUUCUUAUCAAGGGAAACUAGUCACCCUUGGAUCAUUCUGAUCCACUUACCUGCAUGGUAAAAAUAAAAACAAAAAUUUGAAAAUGAUAUUCUUCAAGGAUGCAUAGUAUUUCUAAACAACUUUAUUAUCAUAUGUGUGCAGGCAACAAAGAUCAGCGGUUUUUUGACAGUCACGCUGUGUAUGUACAACUCGUUUGUCUUUCUUCGGAAAGAGUGUCUGAACGGCGUGGUAAAUAUGGCUGCUGACUUUUCGGUGAGUGAGGCCACUUUUCUGGACUCAGUCACUGAUAUGAAGGAAAUUACGACGUAGAGGUCAUCUGAAUAUUCCAUCGGGUAUUUAUUAUUGGUUCCUGCUUUUAGUUCGAAAUACACUUAGAGUUGACUUGCUGUCGGUGCCACAGAUUUUUUAAGAAAAAUGUGUAGCUACCUGUAAGACUUAGGGGAGACCGCCGAUAUUUCUCUCAUCAUUCGUUCAUUUAACAAAGAUAUUGGAAUAAAUAAUGUAAAAAAAGGAAAAACCUGUUGAUGAGAGUCGUGCCGUUUCUCGGGUAAAUACGGUACUCUAGGCUUGCUGUUAUAAAUUUCAUUUGCGAAAAGACGUUUUAGUUAACGUUGAUAUCUUUCAUUUGUCUGUUUGUCCAGCCUCUUCACUUGGAUUUCUGCCGCCAAGUUACUAACUUUGUCCGUGACUGUGUACUAUCUUCACCAGUGGAUCAGUUGAGAAGCUUAUCAAAGGUUAAGUUGUUAAUAAAUAAAGAUGAGUAAAGAAUUUGUACGUUAAAAGAAGUAAGGAAUGUAUGACUGAUUGCCGUGUCUCUCUUCGGAUCCAAAACACAUGCAUAUGAUAUCAUAAUUUGGUAGACUUAGCGGGGGAGGAUGGGCUUUUGCCUUCGGGUUUGGUUUUGAGCGCGUGCCUCCAGGUGAGAAUUUUUUAGGUUUAUCAUCAACUUUUUCCUGGAUGUGAGGAGGUUAGUUAUAAUGGCAAACAUUUAAAGAGUAUCCUUCCUAUUAUUGCUGUUGUUUCUGAUAUUCUUGGAGUUUUGUAUGUUUUGGGCUGCUUGAUGUAAAUUAAGGCUAAUUUUUCUCGUCGUUUGCUUCUGUAGGACGUCAUUUCUUCGUGUACCGCAGAGUUACGACAAUUUUUGAAAAGUCAGCUGGUGAAACGACAGGGAAGAUAG
This is a messenger RNA of Pocillopora meandrina, 25070 nucleotides long. The record is from the annotation of a GenBank genome assembly. NCBI's taxonomy places the organism in Eukaryota, Metazoa, Cnidaria, Anthozoa, Scleractinia, Pocilloporidae.